AUGGGGCGGCACGGACACUAUGGGGCGGCACGGACACUAUGGGGCGGCACGGACACUAUGGGGCGACACGGGCACUAUGGGGCGGCACGGACACUAUGGGGCGACACGGACACUAUGGGGCGACACGGACACUAUGGGGCGACACGGACACUAUGGGGCGACACGGACACUAUGGGGCGGCACGGACACUAUGGGGCGGCACGCCACAGCGCGUUCCAUUCAGUUUUAACAGGAGACAUGGCCGAGCUGCUGAAGUGCCUGCUGCGAGUGGCAGAAAAGGCGGCGAACGUGGCCCGGGUCUGCAGACAGGAGGCGGUGUUGUUCCAGCUCCUCGUCCAGGAGAAAACUGGAGCAGACAAGAACAAGAGGUUUGUCCAGGAUUUUAAAACGCUCGCUGACGUCAUCAUUCAGGAGAUGAUACGGCACGACGUCGGAGCACAGUUUCCGGAGAUGGUUGGUUUCAUCAAUGGAGAAGAGUCGAACAAGUUUGAGAAUGGCCUCGGAGAGAGCGUGGUGGUGACCGUGUGUCCCUCGGAGGCAGAGACCGCGGCGUUAUUGGCCAAAGUUUUAGACGGAGACUCGACGGCGGCUUCGCUUUUGGCUCGAGCGAUUCACCAGGACCCUGCGACCGAACAGACGGACACAGACGGACGCCACAUCCCCCUGCAGCCCUCCGAGCUGGGCAUCUGGAUCGACCCUAUAGAUGCCACGAGUCAGUACAUCGAGGGCAGAGAGGAGGAGCUGAGGGAGGGGGUGCUGUCUCCUUCUGGUCUCCACUGUGCGCUGGUGCUGAUCGGAGUGUAUCUGCGCUGCAGCGGGGAGCCGGUGAUGGGCGUCAUCAACCAGCCCUUCCACCACAAGGACGCCAGCGGCUGGCGAGGGCAGCACUUCUGGGGCGUGUCGUGCGACGGUCUGAGCCUGUGUUCUCUGCCGCGGCCCGACAGCGGCGCCGCUCCGGGCCUCAGCGCCGUCCUGAGCUCCAGCGAAAAGCCCUCGGUCAAGUCCGCGCUCUCCUCGCUCUGUUCGCGUCUCGACUUCGCCUCCGGAGCCGGCUUCAAGAUCCUGUGCGUGAUCCAAGGCCUGGCCGACGUCUACGUGCUGUCGGAGGCAAGCACCUUCAAGUGGGACUCCUGCGCGCCGCACGUGCUUCUGCGGGCCAUGGGGGGCGGCGUGGUGGACCUGAGGAAGGCUCUGGAGGCCGGGGGGCGGGGCCAGGCCGAGCCGAGCCAGGCCGAGCUGAGCCAGGCCGAGCCGAGCCAGGCCGAGCUGAGCCAGGCCGAGCUCAGCUAUCACCAGCCCAACGCGUGCUCGGGGGCGGACCGCUGGGCCAACGCGGGCGGCCUGGUGGCGUACAGAGACCGCGCUCAGCUCCGGCGAGUGAUCCAGGCGCUCCGAGGGAAGAUCUAA
Messenger RNA from Knipowitschia caucasica, 1407 nucleotides. NCBI's taxonomy places the organism in Eukaryota, Metazoa, Chordata, Actinopteri, Gobiiformes, Gobiidae. The record is from the annotation of a GenBank genome assembly.